Messenger RNA from Plutella xylostella (diamondback moth), 2202 nucleotides. RefSeq names its product F-box/LRR-repeat protein FipoQ (gene FipoQ). Gene Ontology annotation, biological process: positive regulation of protein ubiquitination. The record is from RefSeq and is a predicted model, not a curated record. Lineage: Eukaryota; Metazoa; Arthropoda; Insecta; Lepidoptera; Plutellidae. Gene Ontology annotation, molecular function: protein binding.
GAUGUGAGCGUUUCCAAAAUUAAACACCAGCCGUUCCAUAUCCCCACCCAGUCGCACUUUCCGCGCGAUUACAGGAAAGCUGUAAUCCGUAAUAUUAUUUAUAUUUACGUUCAAAUGAUUAUUUGUGAGUGUUUGUGGUGGUAAAUUAAAAGUUUAGAACAUGGAUAUACCAACUGAUGUGUGGGGUCAAUUGGCCUUGGAGGCCAGUCAAGUGUAUAUGGUGGAUGGAACAUUUCGGAGCCCAUUUGCUAACACGACAAUAGAAAAACUGCCGGAUAAAGUGCUACUGAACAUUUUUUCAUAUCUCACACAUCGUGAAAUAUGUCUAAUGGCAACAGUUUGCAAGCGCUGGCGACUCAUAGCGUACGACACAAGGCUGUGGACGCAUGUCAGUCUGCGACCUGAAAUAUCUGGAUUACACGUCGGUUCCCUAGAAUCCCUACUAGCUCUCAUCUCGAUCCGCUUCGGCCCGUCGCUGCGCUACAUCGAGCUGCCCAUCGAGCUCAUCACGCACACGGUGCUGCACGAGCUCGCCGCCAAGUGCCCCAACCUCACGCACAUGCUGCUCGACUUCAGCACCGCCAUGCAGCUUCACGACUUCUCCGAGAUGCAGGCGUUCCCCACCAAGCUCAAGUACCUGUGCAUCUGCCUGUCCGAGGUCAUCUUCAUGGAGGGCUUCAUGCGGAAGAUAUAUAACUUCAUCAAUGGACUGGAGAUCUUGCAUCUUAUUGGCACCUACGAGAAGGUGGAAGAAGAAGAAGAGGAGAUCUACGAAGUUAUCAACGUGCACAAGCUGAAGUCGGCCACGCCCAACCUGCGCGUCAUCAACCUGUACGGCAUCAACUUCGUGGACGAUACGCACAUCGACGCGUUCAGCUCCAAUUGUAUACAGCUGGAGUGCCUGGCGGUGAACUUCUGCAACAAGGUGCGCGGCUCCACCAUGAAGACUCUGUUCCAGCGCUCGCGCCGCCUCACCACGCUGCUCAUGAACGGAUGCAACCUAGAAUCCGAGUACGUAAUGCAAGUAGAAUGGGAGAAAUCGUCGAUCCAGGAGCUGGACGUGACGGCCACGGACCUGUCCACCGAGUGCCUCAUCGACAUGCUCACCAGGAUCCCCAACCUGCGCUUCCUCAGUGCCGGGCAGAUUAAUGGGUUCAAUGAUUCGGUUCUGAAGGCGUGGACUGAGGCUGGCACUUCUAGGAACCUAGUAGCCCUGGAUGUGGACUCGUCAGACAACAUAACGGACGAGGCGCUGCACCGCUUCCUGUCGCGGCACGGCAGCCAGCUGUGGGGGCUGGUGCUGAGCGGCAUGACGCACAUCACCGACCAGCUGUGGCAGAGCGUGCUGCAGGUGCUCAACAACGCCAAAAUCCUUAUCAUGGGAACACAAGAGAGACUUGGAGUCAAUAUUCACGUUGAUCAGCUAAUGGACGGCAUCGCCAACUACUGCCCGAACCUGGAGCGGCUGGAGCUGCGCUGGGACCCCGAGAACCUGCGCUUCAGCGACAAGAGCCAGAAGGCCAUCGACAUAUUGCGCGUCAAGUGCCUCAAACUCAAGUGUCUAGUGCUCAGUGACGGUCGCUACUACGAGAUAGUGAAGGCCAACUUCGAGCGCGCAGACCGCACCACCGUGGUCCGCACCUCCACCAACUGUCGCGUCUCCAACUACUACCUGCUGUCUAACUACCGCGACUUGGUGUUCAAUUAGAAACUGUUCAGCCGAGUGUCUACCUCUAAACGAAAUUAUGUUUUAAUCUGUACAUAAUUAAUUACAUAUACAAAGUGGCGCCUCUACCGGUAACAUCUGGUAGCAUCUAAGCUAAUUCCGAACCACUAUUUUCGAUUUGUAUUUUUAUACCUUUGAGGAACAAUUAAGUUGAUCAAUAUAAGAAAUUACAUCUAAACAUAAGUGAAAAUGGGAAAGAAAAUGUACUGUAAUUUAUUUAUAUAUAUAACUCAUACUGUAAUUUAUUUAUUUUGCUCUGUUGUGAUUGUUCAGUUCAGCAUUGGUUUUUACGAAUCAUUAUUAUAUCAUUGGUUCAAUUCAAGCUACAGUGCUGCCAAUAUUGGACAGUUUUCUAUUGAAACGGUCUAUCAAAUGUGUCUAGGUUCUAAAUGUAAAUUUUAUCCUUGUACUGUUGAUUUAUGGAUGCACGUUGAUGUUUAUAUUUUAAUAAAUCGUUUUAUUGUUGUUUACCUUGA